Molecule: messenger RNA, 1198 nt
Organism: Acanthochromis polyacanthus (spiny chromis)
Lineage: Eukaryota; Metazoa; Chordata; Actinopteri; Pomacentridae
Product: Poly(U)-specific endoribonuclease-C-like
Exons: 7
Coding region: 75-947 (290 amino acids)
Molecular function (GO): RNA endonuclease activity
Source: RefSeq, a predicted model, not a curated record
GGCUCAGAUAACUGUCUUUUUUUUUUCUCGGAGGAUGUGAAGAGUCAGACGAACUUUUUCCACUGAACAGAACCAUGGCCAGAGGUCGACAGGCUGAUCAGGAGCUCACUGAGGUGUUGAACCAAAUCUGGCGUCUGGAUGCAAACCGCCUCCGUCCAGGAACCGACUACAUCAUUUCCCUGCAGGGCAGGGCGGGUUACGUCGCUCAGGGCAGCAACUACGCCAGAGACCGGGCCAGAGCUCCACUCUUCACGUACGUCAACGAGGACAAGCUGAAGGGCGUCGAGACGUACGCUCAUUUCAUCAACUUGCUGGACAACUAUGAGAUGUCCACCGGCGUGUCGGAGACGGUCACCUCACAGGAGCUGAUGGAGAACAGACUGUUCAUCGACUCCAUCAUGGAGACCGAAGUCAUGAAGUGUGCUCACCAGUAUCUGGUGAAGAAAGGCCAGUCGCCAUCAGACACCGCCCAGUUCAAGAAACAGCUGUAUGACAUCUGGUUCCGGCUUUACCACCGGGAGAGGGGAGGCGGGGAGGACUCCUGUGGAUUUGAGCAUGUGUUCGUUGGAGAAACCAAAUACGGGAAGGAGAUCAUGGGUCUGCACAACUGGGUUCAGUUCUACCUGCAGGAGAAGCACAACCACGUCGACUAUAAAGGCUACAAAGCAAGAGACAACAAAGAUACGCCCGAUGAAGACGACCACGUCCUGAACCUGCAGUUCAGCUGGAAAGGUUUGGUGAAGCCGGUCGGCGGCUCGUUCAUCGGCGUCAGUCCAGAGUUCGAAGUCGCUCUCUUCACCAUCAUCUUCCUUAUGUCGACGGAGAAGAUGACGUCCGUGGUGGUGAAGGUGGACGAGUACAUGCUGGAGCUGGUUGUUUAUCGUCACGGCAGAUCCAUCGGCACGUCCUUCCCCAAACUGCUCAGCAGCAACAACAGGGAUCUGUAACGUCACAGCACCUGAGCUUACAAGUGUUUUCCAUUCAUUUCUAUGCUGUGUAAUCUCAAAACUCAACCUGGAUCAGGUUAUAUUUGCACUAAACAUCAGGCUUUAACUAUCCUUAAGAAGCUGAGAUAUUAACCUAAACACCCUGAUCUUCAUUCAUAUCAUGGAAAGAAUAAAUAUCGUUACCAAACACAUUUCUGUCAUAUUCUGUAAACAGUUAAAAAGUGAAUAAAAUGUCAUUUGUUUACAAAAUA